This is a messenger RNA of Calidris pugnax (ruff), 2379 nucleotides long. RefSeq names its product zinc finger with UFM1-specific peptidase domain (gene ZUP1). The coding region runs from base 175 to 1647 and encodes 490 amino acids. The record is from RefSeq and is a predicted model, not a curated record. Gene Ontology annotation, biological process: regulation of gene expression. Lineage: Eukaryota; Metazoa; Chordata; Aves; Charadriiformes; Scolopacidae. The transcript is spliced from 9 exons. Gene Ontology annotation, cellular component: nucleus.
GCGCUGGCGUGACGCGACGUGACGCGCUGUGAUGCAACGUGAUGUGACGCAAUGUGACGCGACACGACACGACGUAGCGUGACGUAAUGUGACGCGACGCGUGAGCCCCGGUGGCGGCCGUUGGGCGGAAGCGCGGCGGUUUCAUUUCCUGAGGAGGGAGGCGCCGCCGCCGCCAUGUUGGUGCGUGAGGCCUGCGGACAGGCGCUCUCCUCAGAGCCGGCGGCGGCGCAGCGGCCCCUGCAGCUGGGACGCCAGCCCCGCCGCGACGAGAUGCCACGGCACGUCGAGGCGGCCCACUCGGAGCGCCCUCCCCGCCCCGAGCUGGCUGAGGGGCUGCCCCGGUGCCCCCUGUGCGGGGAGGCAGCGGGGCAGGAGCUGGAGGCGCACGUCUGGGCGCGGCACGGGCAGCUCCUGGGCGCCCCGGGCGGAGAUAUAGGAAAUGAUGAACAGCUGUAUGAAUGUCCAAUGUGCAGUCUUACCUGUACAAACAUUCAGAUUCUUGAAGAACAUGUGGAUUUACACUUAGAGGAACACAGCUUUUCAGAAGUCCUCUCUCUUUGGAAUGUUGCUGCUUGGCUAGGUGGAAACGUAAGAGAUCUAGAACUGGCUCAAUGGCUCCAGACUGAAGAAGACAAACGGCAGAGAUCAGAAGAGGAGAAGCGAGAGAGGGAAGAAUUUAAAAAGCUGCAGAGGCAGUAUGGCUUGGAUAAUUCUGGAGGCUACAAGCAGCAAUUCCUGAAGAACAUGGAAAGGGAAGUUGAUAGGGGAAAGAUGCAGCCUUUUGAAUAUCACAAGAGAAAAGCUGACAUGAUGGAGUGUUUGGCUUUUGGUAUAGAUGAUGGGAAAACAAAGACCUCAGGUAAAAAUGGAAUCAUUGAAGCAUUGUGCAAGUACUAUCAGAAUGAAAACAAAGACGUGAGGCACGUGUGGCUUUCAGCAGGAGUAGAUCACUUCCACUCGUCUCUGGGAGACAGAGGCUGGGGUUGUGGCUACAGGAAUUUCCAGAUGCUCCUUUCCUCACUGUUGCAAAACAGCUUGUAUAAUGACUGCUUGAGAGAUACUACGUCGAUUCCUAGUAUACCAAAGAUUCAGUCCAUGAUUGAAGAUGCCUGGAGAGAAGGCUUUGAUCCUCAUGGGGCAUCUCACUUCAACAACAGAUUACAUGGUUCCAAAGCAUGGAUAGGAGCAUGUGAAAUUUAUUCACUGUUAACCAAUCUCAGGAUAAAGUGUCAAAUCAUUGACUUUCACAAACCAACUGGCCCUACGGGUACACACCCUCGUUUAUUUGAGUGGAUUUUGCGUUAUUAUUCUUCAGAUAGUGAAGGUGGUGGAAAGGUGGCAUGUACUUCCAAACCCCCUAUCUACUUGCAACAUCAAGGUCAUAGUCGUACCAUUGUUGGGAUAGAAGAGAAGAAGAACAGAACCUUAUGUUUGCUGCUGUUUGAUCCAGGAUGUCCUUCCCAAGAAAUGCAGAAAUUGCUAAAACAAAACAACGAUGGUACAAGUCUCAAACUACUUCGGAAAUUUGUGGGUAGCUUAAAAGAAAAGCAAUACCAGAUAGUGGCUGUAGAUGGUGUGCUCUCAUUGGAAGAGAAAAUUGCUCGCUGCCAUGCUUCUCAGGUCUUAACAUCAGAGAAGAUUCCAUAAAGGAUGCCUUUAUUACCUCGUUUUGGAGUUUGCUGGAUGCAAAACAUGAAACUUCUGGACUGUGACCCUAACUCAACAAUUUCUAGACAUAAACUAUGCCUCCAUAAAUGCUUGGGGGCUGUGGAGAAGCACAACAUUGGAGUAAACCUGUAGUUCUGAUCUAUCAAAACUGCCCUCCUAAUGAGUCUGUAACUGGAAUAUUACAGUUCUUGUCUUAAUAGAAAAUAUGGUAUUUUCUUAGUUGCUUAAAUUACUAAGCAAAACUUACCAUCCCGUAGCAAACUAUGCACCAUGGUUAAUUGUCAAUAAGCAGUGGGUAAAGAUACUAUAGAACUACUUUAUUGGAGUGCCUGGUCGUGGUUUACCUCUGUAAAUAUAUUUAUGCUGCCUCUGUGGCCAGUGCUCUUACUGAAUUUGAUCAAGAGGUAUCGAUUAUGCCUCAGCAAAUUCUGCAACUAUUUACACAGUACAGAGGCAGUGUGGUGAUUCCAUGAUACAGGCUGUUCUACCAGGGACUAGUUUACUCCUGAACUUCUUUCCAAUAAGCCAGCUGCUCUGGCUGCGUCCCUGUAAACACCAACGUGUGCUUAGGAGAUGGGUCAGUGUUAGCAUUGGCUGUGGGGUCCAAAGUGGGGUGCGUGUGCUUUAGGGGCUGCACAAGACAGUCCAUUGUGAGCAGGAAGAAAACAUUUCUUUUGUAUCAUGAAUAAAUAAAAGAAUUAUUUUUAAGAA